UAACAUCUCCAGUCCCAGUCCGAGACAGUUGUCCUCGCGGAGGAGAUGACAACUAGAAGAAGCAGAAUGCCUGAGACUUGUGCAGUGCAAAAUAUUUUGCUUUUAGAAAAGGAGUAAUUCUGGGUUCAAUGAAUUUAAAAUUCCUAACCAGUGAUGAGCUGGCUCCUGGUGUGGAUUCUUAUAGCAGCUGGGAUUCAAAAGGUUAAAGAAGGGAAGCUACAUGGAGACAACAAACUGUUAAUGUCAUGAUCAGUUGUUGUUGUGGCCUACUCCCAGACCCAGAAUCCCACUGCCAUGCUGCCCCUAACAGAACCCACAGACCUGGAGCCAUACAACCGGACCCAGUACUGCCACUGGCCCUGUGAGUGCCCCCCGGUCCUCCCCGCCUGCCCCGCAGGAGUGAGCCUGCUCAUGGACGGCUGUGACUGCUGCAAGGCCUGCGCCAGGCAGGUGGGGGAGGAGUGCAACGAGGCAGACACCUGUGACUACCAUAAGGGACUGUACUGUGACUACAGCGUGGACAAGCCGAGGUACGAAAAAGGAGUGUGUGCCUAUAUGGUUGGCACAGGCUGCGAGCAUGAUGGUGUGAUCUACCGGAAUGGGCAGAGCUUUAAGCCCAGCUGUAAAUACCAGUGUCUGUGUGUGAACGGGGCCAUCGGGUGCGUGACCCUGUGUACGGACUCCCAGCCCCCCCGGGUGUGGUGCCAGAACCCGAGGAGGGUCAAGAUCCCCGGACGCUGCUGUGAACAGUGGAUCUGUGACGAGCCCAAGAAGGGGAGGAAGACUGCUCCAAGACAUGCAGUGGAGGCUCUUCCUGCUGAGACUCAGGGCCGGAGCAGGAACUGUGUGAUCCAGACCACCUCCUGGAGUAUCUGUUCUAAGACGUGUGGUCGAGGUCUGUCACUGCGCGUCUCCAACGCCAACGAGAGGUGUGAGAUGGUGAAAGAGUCCCGCCUCUGCAACAUACGGCCCUGUGGGGUGGACAUCACCAAGCACAUCAAGCCAGGGAAGAAGUGUCUGAACAUCUACAGAGAAGAACAGCCAAAAAACUUCACAAUCUCAGGCUGUGUCAGUAAGCAGCCUUACUGGCCUAAAUACUGUGGGGUGUGCAUGGCCACAGACGAUCGCUGCUGCAUUCCCUACAAGUCCAAGACCAUCGACGUGGAGUUUGUGUGUCCCAACGGGGCAGUGUUCACCUGGCAGGUCAUGUGGAUCAACGCCUGCUUCUGUAACCUCAGCUGCAGGAACCCCAACAACAUCUUUGCCGAGCUGGAGAAUUACUAUGGUUACCCUGAGAUCGUGAACUGAGACAUUUCAAUAAUUCGCCGUGAGCUUAUUAAGGGCUCUAUUCAGUCUGGAUCGCUGAAGCGUUACAGAUUGCACAAUAGAAAUUUAAAGGUAAUUUCUGAUUGAGACGACAUAUGCAGUGUUUACGGUGAAUGCAGCCUUCGCUAACAAGAGAACAUUGCCUUUAAAUUUCAAUCACGCUGUAACACUGAACUUCGGUGAUACGGAGUAGAGCCCGAAACUUCCAUCUACCUACAUUUUGAUCUUCUUUUCCUUUCCUCAAACGUUUUUUUGUCAGAACUUCCGAAAAAUGGUUUUAUUUGACGUUGGUAUACAUAAAGGCAGGUGUUCAAUCCGAGGUGUGUUAUUAGUGCAGAGCACCAUACAACAGACAGUCCGCCCUUUGAAGGCAUUUUCCCGGUGUCCGCAGAUGUCAUUCAUGGUAAAUGCUCUGAUUGUCAGCUCAAGCCUACAUUUCCUUUACAAGCCUGUUAUAGUGUGCUGCUCUAUAUCUUGCAUUGGAUUGAAUCGAUUAGAUUGAAUCCCACCCAAAGUAUUUUUCUUAUAAGAGGAUAUUUAAACGUGAGGAUUUUUUUUCAGAAUAUCUUUAUGGUCUGUAUAGGGUUGCUUUGGGAAUGAGUGUGACAUAUUUUAGUUGUAAUUUAUUCAAUACUAAAUGAUUGAAAAAAUGUUGCCAUACAGGUAUUUUAUGAAAGUCACAGUAACAAGUUUCACGAAAUCUCGUCCACACUCAUGUAAAGAUUGGUUUGAUCACGUGGCUCUGAAUUGAAUGAUGAGUAAGAGACGGCGUGAGAUGCUACUAUAGAAUGCAUGUACUAUAUACGGUUAAAUAUCCAUCUGUGGAAGGUGUGGUGUCAUUCUUACAAGGUCACAUUCUACGUAUGAUCAUUGAAGUAAUCACAACACCAGGACAAAAAGUUAUAGGUUUUUAUUUAUUAAAUAAAUACAAAACU
This is a messenger RNA of Oncorhynchus mykiss (rainbow trout), 2261 nucleotides long. Its product is annotated as CCN family member 4. NCBI's taxonomy places the organism in Eukaryota, Metazoa, Chordata, Actinopteri, Salmoniformes, Salmonidae. The record is from RefSeq and is a predicted model, not a curated record. Gene Ontology annotation, molecular function: integrin binding; heparin binding. Gene Ontology annotation, biological process: signal transduction; positive regulation of cell differentiation; cell adhesion. Gene Ontology annotation, cellular component: extracellular region; extracellular matrix.